Drosophila kikkawai is the source of this 1146-nucleotide messenger RNA. RefSeq names its product 28 kDa heat- and acid-stable phosphoprotein. Gene Ontology annotation, cellular component: cytosol. Gene Ontology annotation, molecular function: RNA binding. NCBI's taxonomy places the organism in Eukaryota, Metazoa, Arthropoda, Insecta, Diptera, Drosophilidae. The record is from RefSeq and is a predicted model, not a curated record.
CAUCGAUUGUGCCGUUGUCGUCUCGUCCAGCUCUACACUGAGUUUUCCAGAGCAACUGACAGAGCAUGCAAACGUGAUUAAUUGGUUUGCGAGCCCAGAAAGACGACCCGGAAAGUAUAGCGAGCGCCAAGGAGAGCAACCAGGAGCCAGGAGCACACACCGCAACAGUCGCCAGCGGAGACACCCACAGUCAGAGAGCUAGCGAGGAGACAGAGCAGCCACCAUGCCACGCGGAAAGUUCGUCAACCACAAGGGCCGCAGUCGCCACUUCACGUCGCCCGAGGAGCUGCAGCAGGAGUCCGAGGAGGAGAGCGACCAGUCGGGCAGCGGCAGUGGCAGCGACAGCGAUGCGGAGGACGGCAAAGCCAGCGGCUCCGCAGCAAAACCAAAGCCAUCGACCGCCCGGAAACCCGCCGCCGCUGCCAGUCGCCAAACGACGCAGCGACAGAAGCAGCGGGCAGCCGGCGGAGCCGGUGGCUCCUCCGAGUCCGAGUCGGAGGAGGAUUCCGAGGAAGACUCCGAGGCGGAGGCGCGUGAUGCCAAGAAGGGCGUGGCUUCCCUGAUCGAGAUCGAAAAUCCCAACCGUGUGACCAAGAAGGCAACGCAAAAGCUUUCCGCCAUCAAGCUGGACGAUGGCCCAGCUGGUGGCGGCGGUGCUCCCAAGCCGGAGCUGUCGCGCCGCGAACGCGAACAGAUUGAGAAGCAAAAGGCGCGCCAGCGUUACGAGAAGCUCCAUGCUGCGGGCAAGACGACCGAGGCGAAGGCGGAUCUUGCCCGUUUGGCUCUCAUCCGGCAGCAGCGCGAGGAGGCGGCCGCCAAGCGGGAGGCGGAGAAGAAGGCAGCCGACGCUGGCGGCAAGAAACCAGGAGCCAAGUAGACACACCGCCGGCAAAGAAUGCGAAUGCUCAUGCUCUCCAACCAAACCCAAUCCUAAUCCUAAUCCCUCACCCAACCGAACCGAACAGAACCGAUAAAGCAAUGGCAACCACUGGGGCUAAUGGCAAUUAGAUAAGUAAAUUAACCAAGUAAAGUAGCACGAUCCACGAUUCGUGCCGAUUCAAAAUUUCUUCAAGUUUUCUAUGCCUGUCUUUUUGUAAUUGCGAAUUAUACAAAAUAAUACAAAAAUAAACCACGAUGUAUACACGA